Engraulis encrasicolus (European anchovy) is the source of this 1128-nucleotide messenger RNA. RefSeq names its product sorting nexin 8b (gene snx8b). The transcript is spliced from 9 exons. Lineage: Eukaryota; Metazoa; Chordata; Actinopteri; Clupeiformes; Engraulidae. Gene Ontology annotation, biological process: early endosome to Golgi transport; intracellular protein transport. The record is from RefSeq and is a predicted model, not a curated record. The coding region runs from base 1 to 1128 and encodes 375 amino acids. Gene Ontology annotation, cellular component: early endosome membrane. Gene Ontology annotation, molecular function: phosphatidylinositol binding.
AUGCGGGUUGCCAUGGAGUCUCCGGGUAGCGCACCCAUGCUGGAGGACCUACUGCAGCCGGACGUGGUGAAGGUGGAGACCGUCCCAGAGAAGAAGGGAAUACUGUUCCUCAAACACGUGGAGUACAAGAUCAUCAGCCAGCACUUCAUCCUGCCGGUGUCCAGGCGGUACAGCGACUUUGACGUCUUCCACGUCCUACUGAUGCAGAGGUUCAUCUACAGGAUGGUGCCGUCCCUGCCCCCUAAACGCAUGCUCAAAGGAGUCUUACACCCCAAGUCCAAAGGGGAUUUUAUCGAGAGCCGUCGCCGCGAGUUACAGAGGUUCAUGACCCUGGUGCUUCGCCAUCCCAUAAUCUCAGGAGAUGAGCUGUUGAAAGUCUUCAUGACGGCCAGCAGCGCAGAUGUCCAGGUGAAGUUGCGAGAGACGUUCAAGAGGAUAGGGGACGAGUACAUCACCUGCCCCAUGUCCACCAUAGUCAAGCGUUUCAUGCCAGACGACAUCAAGACCCAGACGGAGGCCAACAGGGAGUUUAUCUGUAGAAUCCUGAGGAGCUUCCACAAGCUGCGCAACGUGACGGAGAGGAUGUCCCAACGCUCACGGGAGAACUCCUCAGACCUCAUCAUGUUCGGCAAGGACCUACGGGCUCUGGGUUUGGAGAAGGCCCACCCGCCACAGGUUGACGCGGCAGCGCCGUCAUGGAAACGGCAUCGCCAGUCCAUCCACGGCCUCUCGGAGGAGAUCCAGGUGCUAGCCGACAGAGCUGCUCUAAAGGAUGAAAAGGGGGAUGACGAGGUGGUGGAGAGGUUAAACAUGUUCCUGGACUUACUGCAGUCAUAUAAAGACCUGUGUGACCGUCACCAGAGCGGCGUGCUGCUUGAACACCAGAGGGCGCUCCAGAGGCGGCCAGAGCCCCUUGCUGAACUACUGGAACAACCAGAGUCACGCCUAUCACAGCAAGAGAACGCCAUAGUGACGAUGGAGUUGAGGAGCUACUUCUCCCUCUUCUGUCUGCACCAGGAGACCCAGCUGAUCUUCACACACCUGCCCCUCAGCACCAACAUACUGGGGGCCUUCAUACAGUCACAGAUACAGGGACACAAGGAGGUGAGAGAAUACACACACAUGUAG